AUGGCUAAAAAGCGAUCGAGAUCAAGGUCUCGGUCCAGAUCGAGGGACCGUAAGAAGACCAAGGACAAGGGGAAGCGGGGCAGAGAUGGGUCUCCGAAAAGAUCGGACCGCGACAGGGGGGACCGAGGUCGCAGCGACCGCGAUCGCGACAGAGGGCGAGACAGGGACAGGGACAAGAAGAGGGGGCGCAGCCGCUCCAGGUCGAGGUCCAGGUCUCUCGACCGGAAGCGUCGCGAGCGGGAUAGGAAGGAGCGGGAUCGGAGAGACCGAGACAAGCGCGGCAGUUCUCCCCGGCGAGGAGAUCGAGAUCGCGACAAUAGGGAUAGGGAUAGAGAUCAUCGGGACAGAGGGAAGCAGGACCGCGCCUCCGCCAAGGACAGCAAGGGCAAGGACCAGGACGCCAGCAAGCCGACUAAGGACAAGCCCAAGGCAGCGGCCGCGGGGGGGGGCGGGGUCGACCUGCUCUCCAAGCUCGCGGCCAUCAACGCCCGGGUGACCGGAAAGCCUGCUGUUGCGCCGGCGGCGGCCGCGGCAGUCCUCGGGGCUACCGGUGCUGCCACCGCCUCCCUCGGCGCGCAGCCCGCUGUCUUGGCUGCUGCGGCACUGGGCGCAUCCGCCGUCAGCAUUGCUCAGCAAGCUCCCGCUGUUGUGUCCCCGGUGUCUGCGGAGGCUCCGGGGACUGGUGCCGGCGGCGGCGGCGGCGGCGGCGGUGCUAAGCUUGAGGCCUCUCUGCUGGCAAACCUGAAGAAAAAGAUCAAGGAGAAGGCGGCGGCGCCCGAGAAGCUCAAGACGACGGGAGUGUCGUUCCAGGCGGUGGAAGAGGAAACCCCUCCACCGCCCACGGAGGGAUCAGCCCCCAGCAUCAAGCUUGCCCUCGGGAAGCCGAUCGGCGGGAAGCCAUUAGGCGGCAAGACGCUGGGCAAGAAGAAGGGAGGCUUCGGGUUUGGUCGGAAGGCGGCCGGCAAGAACAAGCCGGGAACCAGCAAGAAGCACGCGGGAUGGGCGGACGAUGAAGAAGAUUCCGAGGAAGAUGGAGAGGACGACAAGACCUUCUUCGGCAUGGGCAAGGGCAGCGACGAUGAUGACGGCGGCAAAAAGGGGCUCCAGGGCAUCCCACCGUGGGAACAGCCCGAGCCCUCGUCGCUUACCAGCAAUGGCGGGGGCUCCGCGGUUGCUAGUUCGGGCGCUGCGGGUGGGGGGGGGGCAGCCGGCGAAGCAGAGCCGAUCGCCGGUAAUGGGACGGCCGGCGGUGCGGGAGGCGAGGACGAUGACGAGGCCGACCCUCUCGACGCCUUCAUGACGGGACUCAAGGCCCCUUCGGACAACAUGAGUGCCGCCUUUGGCGCGGGGGACAUGACAUCGGCGGCGGCAGCGAACAACGCCGCAAGCGGCGGGGCCCCCGACGUGAGCGGUAUCCUGGGGAACACGAUAUCGCUGGACGAGAUCAUGCGGGCGACGAAGACCAACGAGACGUGGGAAUCAGACGUUAUGGAGUCAGAGUCCGACGUUGGAGGGUCGGAGGAGGAGGACUACGGUAAGGCCUUCGACUUGGCGGACGAUGAUGAUGACGACGGCGACAAGGAGGACGAAACCGAACCCAGCGACGGGGAAUACGUGAUCCCCAUCAGACCGAUACGAAAGGUGAAGCGAAAGAACGGCCGCAAGUACUACCCUCCCUCGGAGUUCGUGCCGGCAGACGUGGGUCCCGAUGGGAAGGUGGUAGUCCCGGUGAAGGCGGAGUCGUCGUUCAAAGAGACGGCGGAGGAGCGAAGGAAGAGGGAGGCGGAGGAGGAGAGGGAGGAGUCGGAGCGGAAGGAGUUCAUGGAGAACUUCCGCAAGGCUCGGGAGGAAGAGGAGGCUAACAGGGCCGUCAAAGCGGCUAAGAAGCAGCGGGAAGACGACGUGGCGGAGGAGGAUGCGAGGAGAAAAGAGGAAAAGCUGGGUCGAGUGUUCGCGGGCGAGGGGGACGUCAUGGAGGAGUAUGAGCGGGAUAAGGUCGAGCAAGACGCCUUGCAGCUGCUGCAAGACUCGAUGAAAAAGAAGGAGCUCAAGCCCGUGGACCACAGCAAGAUCAGCUACAUCAGCCUCCGCAAGAACCUGUACAUCAUCCCGAAGGCUCUAGCCAUGGCCUCCGAGGAGAAGAAGGAGAACGACAGACUAGAGCUAGAGAUCAAGGUUAGAGGGAAGGGCUGUCCGCCGGUGUUGCACUCGUGGGAGCAGUGCGGCUUCAGCGACAGGGUGCUGGCGGUCAUCCGACGGAACAACUUCGAGCCGGUGCUCGGCGAGGGGGAGGGUCCCAUCGGUCUCAUCAUGGCUCCUGCCCGAGAGCUAGCCGUACAGAUCUACAACGAGGCCCGGAAGUUCACCAAGGCCUUGGGCCUGAGGGUGACCGCGGUGUACGGCGGCGCCGGGGUGGCGGAUCAGAUCGCUGAUCUUAAGCGUGGCGCCGAGAUCGUGGUGUGCACCCCUGGCAGGAUGAUCGACAUCCUGACGAUGCAGGCCGGGAAGCUGGUGUCUCUCGACAGGGUGUCGUUCGUGGUGCUGGACGAGGCGGACCGGAUGUUCGACAUGGGGUUCGAGCCGCAGAUCAAGAUGAUCCUGCAGAACGUGAGGCCGGACAGGCAGACGGCGCUGUUCUCGGCAACGUUCCCGAGAACGGUCGAGACUCUGGCGAAGAGGGUCCUGAAGAUGCCGCUCGAGAUCAUCGUCGGCGGCAGGAGCAUCGCCAGCUCCGACAUCACCCAGCACGUGGAGAUCAGGGACGACGACGACAAGUUCAUGCGGCUGCUGCAGCUGCUGGGCGUGUGGUACGAGAAGGGGAACAUCCUGGUGUUCGUCGACACGCAGUCCAAGUGCGACACCCUCUUCCAGGACCUCUCGCGGGCGGGGUACCACGGGCUGUCGCUCCACGGCGGUAAGGACCAGACGGACAGGGACUUCACAAUCGCAGACUUCAAGAACAAGUCUGCAACGCUGAUGGUGGCGACAAGCGUCGCCGGAAGGGGUCUCGACGUUCCUGAUCUGGUGUGCGUCAUCAACUAUUCGUGCCCCAACCACUUGGAGGACUACGUCCACCGUGUGGGGAGGACGGGGAGAGCCGGGCGUAAGGGCACGGCGUACACGUUCAUCAGCGCGGAGGAGGAGAAGCACGCCCCCACGCUCAUCAAGGCCCUCACGCAGUCCAAGCAGAAGAUACCGCCGGAGCUGGUGAAAAUGGCCGAAGAAUUCCAGGGCAAGGUGGACAGCGGGCAGGCUCGCAAAGCCAGCAGUGGUUUCUCCGGCAAGGGCUUCACCUUCGACGACUCAGAGCAGAGCGAAUCGCAGCAGAUGCGAUCUCUCGAGAAGCGGCAGUACGAGAUUGAGCAAGGCCUGCGAGACCCAUCGGAGCUCCUGGGCGGCAAGGAGAAGGGUGAGGAAGGGGACGAGGGGGACGAGGAGGAGAGCGAGGCGUCCAAGGCGGCAAGAGCCGAGAACCUGACCAAGGCAGCCAUCACGGCGGCGAGCAAGCUCCUCAAGUCCACCGACGAGGUGGAGAGGAUGAAGGGGGCGGCGAUGAUGACCGCGGCAAAGCUAGGCCUGGCAGUGCCAAGACCAGAGCCGGGCGGGGAGGGCAAAGACGGCAAGCCCAAGACCCCUCAGGAGGCUCUCAAGGAGGCAGCGGCGAUCGCUUUGAGAUAUUUCAGCCCGGAUGGAAAGGGGCCCGACUCGGAGCCAACCCACUUCACGGACAAGAUCGUGAUCAACGACUUCCCUCAGCAGGCUCGGUGGAAGAUCACGCAGAAGAGCACAGUCAACGAGGUCUACGAAAUGACGGGCGUCGCCAUCAUUACCAAGGGCAUGUACAUCGGCAACAACCAAAAGCCCAAGGAAGGGGAGGAGAAGCUGCACCUGGUGAUCGAGGGCAAGAGCGAUAUAGACGUACAGGCCGGCAUCAGCGAGAUUCGAAGGAUUUUGAACGAAGAGACGAUGAAGGUGGCGUCUUCCUCAUCGUUCUCAUCUGGAAAAUACUCGGUCAUCUAGGCAGCGGCGGCGGAACCGGUGCUCUUCUUCGGUUGCCGUGGUCCCAGUCUCCACGCUCGAGACGGCGUGUGAAUACGCGUGUGUUGAACUGCGAGGGCACGAUUUUUCUCGCGCGUACGCGUCUCAGUCGGGGCUAUAUUGGGAAGGGGGUAGACACGGUGGUUGUCGCGCCUGCUGCUGCUGUGCUACUGGUGUCGUGGUCGUUGCGGUGCUUGGCGGCUAUUCUUGUGCGGUGUGUGGUUGUUAUUUGUACCGUAGAGGGGGAAGCGUUGUGUUGUUUAAUCUGUGGGCGUUUCAUCUUGGAAAAUCAUUCGCAUUUAGGUUGUUAUCGUAACUCGUAUCAAGGUUUUGCGGUACCGCGUCGUGUAGGCAUCAGCUUGGGUGGGCAGGAUGGGCAGCUAGUACCUAGCCCUGUAGCUGCUGCGCUGUGCUGUUGAAGGCAAGCGUGGCUGUAUGUGCGCUUGCUCGGAUGGUUGUUGUGUGUUCUGAUAUUAACAAGUAGGCAGUGGAUGCUUUCUCGACGAGCACGUGGAACGGAAGGCGGGCCCUCAAAGCUCAUCUUGACGAGAUGAUCGAACUGUGGCCAAUGCCUCAUGCCAAAUCUCGCCGAUUUCGCAAAACAGCCCGCAGGACUGAAAGCAGUGAUCUGAGCGACCGAGAGGCUGGAGCGAAGACAGAGAACGGCACUCCAUCGCUUCUGCUCCGCACAACGCAAACGGUAUGCAACGGAUAAACAGAGGGUUAUCUGUUUAGUGCCGCGCCGUCUGGCGAAAUAGUGUUCUGGGAUGCUGAUCCGAGCAAUCAGGGCGGGCUGAUGUGUUCGGCUUCGCUUCUGUUCCCCUUGUAUUGGGCCAUGAUCUUUCUGUUUUUAUUGUAGCUGUACCCCGCGUCGUACAAAGUCAAUUUUGUUACUUUCU
Molecule: messenger RNA, 4937 nt
Organism: Ectocarpus siliculosus
Lineage: Eukaryota; Phaeophyceae; Ectocarpales; Ectocarpaceae
Source: the annotation of a GenBank genome assembly